Messenger RNA from Meloidogyne enterolobii, 607 nucleotides. Lineage: Eukaryota; Metazoa; Nematoda; Chromadorea; Rhabditida; Meloidogynidae. The record is from the annotation of a GenBank genome assembly.
UCACACAAAAAUGUUAAUUAAUAAAUUUCAAUUAAUUUUAUUUUUUAUCCUCACCGUUUACGCGUUAACCAUUUUAGCUGUAAACCCUCCUUUUGGAAGACUGUCAGUAAAUAAAGGCCAAUUAGUUGGGGCAAAUGGUCGACCAGUUCAGUUGAGAGGAAUUUCUCUUUGGUUCAGUCAGUGGUUAACUCAAUGGUAUUCUCCUCCAGCUGUUAAGGCUAUUAAAUGUUUCUUUAAUGGAAAUGUUGUUCGAGCAGCAAUUGGAACUUGUUGUUCUGGCUAUUUGGAGAACCCACAGGCUGCGAUUAAGGCAGCCAUGACUGUUGCAGACGCCGCCAUCGCGGUAACUUUUAGCUACAAAAAUUUUAAAAAUAAUUUUAAGAACGGAAUUUAUUUCAUAAUUGACUGGCACGAUGUUGCUAACCAGAAAUGCACAAACGAUGCAGAAUUUAAAAAGUUCACCAACAGCGCUAUCACUUUUUUCACAACAAUAUUGAAUAAAUACAAAGGGUCUCCAAACUUAAUUUUGGAACUGUGGAAUGAGCCUAUAUGUCCUUGGAAUAAAUUAAAAGAGUAUUACAAUGCUGUGCUAGCAGUAAGUUUUUAA